AUGCCGUGGUCGAAAAAAUUGUGGGUUGAGAAUAAGUUGGAGAGGGUGAGAGAAGUACAAGUUUCGACUGUGUGUUCGAUUUGUAUGGAGGAGAUUGUGGUUGGUUCGGAAGGGACUUGUAUGCCAUGUUCUCAUCUUUUUCAUGGAGCUUGCAUUCUCAAGUGGCUGGACAAAAGCAGGUCUUUUCCAUUGUGUCGAUUUUCCAUGCCUACUUUGAUGCAUGAAGAGAGAGGUGUGAAGAGAUGA
Molecule: messenger RNA, 246 nt
Organism: Prunus armeniaca (apricot)
Lineage: Eukaryota; Viridiplantae; Streptophyta; Magnoliopsida; Rosales; Rosaceae
Source: the annotation of a GenBank genome assembly